AUGGUGGUGCAGAAUGGCGAGCCCAAAGACGCGCUCGAGCUGAAAGCCGAUUGGCCGACUCCAGCAUUGCCUGUUAUGGGCUCCAACCUCUUGGUCAAGGUGUCGCACGCCGGCCUGAACCCAGCAGACAUUCAUUUCAUGGCCCAUCUCCCGUCGUGGCUCCCUUUCCGUCGAAAUGCGAUUCCUGGACUCGACUUCGUCGGUGAGAUCGUGCAGACCGGUCCGUUGGCGCCGCCCGAGAUGACGGUGGGUACUGAGGUCUGCGGCUCUCUCGGUGUCAGACAGGUUGCCUUCGGCGCCGGCUCGCUAGCCGAGUACGUCCUCGUGCCGUCCGACCUGGUGGCGGUCAAGCCGGCCACUCUGCCACUAGCGGCCGCCGUUGGCUUGGGUACUGCUGGUCAAACAGCCGCACUCAUCAUGCGCCAGGCCAAAGUACAGAAAGGCGCGCGCGUUCUCAUUAACGGGGCUAGCGGUGGGGUCGGCUCUAUCUUGAUUCAGAUUGCUAAGGCUAAGGGAGCUACCGUCGUUGCCAUUUGCUCAAAUGCUAGCGACGCCCAUGUUCGUAGAUUAGGCGCCGACGAGGUAAUUGACUACAAAGUCCACCAAGAUCUUUAUGAUUUCAUAGCCAAAACAUUCAAAGAAUCCCAGUUGGACUUGAUCAUCGACUGCAUGGGCGACGAUGCCCUGUUUACCAAGUCACCGCCCUACCUGAAGCCUGAUGGGAAGUUCAUCAGCAUCGUUGGAGGUCGAACCCAAGGCAUCUACCCCUUUUUGAAGAACAAGUUUCUGCCUGUAUUUCUCGGGAGGACACCUCGCAGCUACAGCAUUCUUGGCUUGGCCCCGGCUGGGACGUAUGCCCGCGAGGUGGCCCAGUGGAUUAACGACGGUCUUGUCAAAGAGGUGCCUGUGGACUCAGAGUUUAGGUUAGAAGAAGCUGUCGAGGCGUAUGAAAAGCAGGCUACCAAGAGGGCCAAAGGAAAGAUUGUGGUGGCCAUCAAGUCGUAG
Messenger RNA from Pseudomassariella vexata, 1005 nucleotides. Its product is annotated as zinc alcohol dehydrogenase. Gene Ontology annotation, molecular function: oxidoreductase activity. Bases 1 to 1005 code for a protein of 334 amino acids. The record is from RefSeq and is a predicted model, not a curated record. The transcript is spliced from 2 exons. NCBI's taxonomy places the organism in Eukaryota, Fungi, Ascomycota, Sordariomycetes, Amphisphaeriales, Pseudomassariaceae.